AUGAUGUUGACCGAACUUCCUCCGGAGUUGCUCGAUGCUGUGAUUGAACAACGAAUAUCACAGGGAUGUUCGCAAUACACCAAAGAAUUCGGCUUCGAACUUCUCGUUAACCUGGAUCCUCCAGCUUACUUCAGAAAACCAGGCUGUCCUCACCAUUUCCAUGGGUUUGACCGCAAUUCAGAUCCUUUCUUGAAGUUCAAUCAGACAUUAGAUCUUAUGAGGUUUCCAGACAAUCAGUUACAGAGCUUUCGAUGGGACUUAGCAACAUGCCUCCCCAGCAUUAUACUUUGCAACAAAGACUCGUUUCUCGGAAAUCAAGGAAACCUCCGAUCUAUUAGCUUGAUCACAGAUGGCGGAUGUGUCGAAGAUACACCGAGCCUCGUUGACCGUGACCUUGUCCAGCUCAAGAAGUUGCAGUCCCUGAGAUGGGUAGGACUAAAUCAAUAUCUCGAUUUCGAGUCCGUCAGUGCUUUUAUCAAAGCCUAUGGCCAUCAACUUAAGUCCCUCACGCUUGACCUUUUAGAUGGAUUCGGUGAAGAGAUGUGGACUCGUGGAUUUCUACCCCAUGGACAGACCUCCGAGCGCGAAAAAAUUCCCAUUAAUUUUUUCGCGGAAAGGGUGAUCAAUGUCAACCCUGGAGACCGCAGGCUAGUUUUUGAUUCUCUUGAGAAUCUUGAUCUGACAGCUGUGUGGUGUUUUUAUGGCAUGGGAUAUGAACUGAUUCAUGCCUUCAAUAUCGAAAACUUGAAGAGUCUCAGGUUGCGGCGCUGUCCGGGAUCUUUGAGGUGGCUACGAAAGAUCCUCAAGUCAGGGAAAUCGAUGAGCCUAAAAUCCUUUGAAUUUUCCAGUCAUACCCAGUCUGAAGAGCUUCUUCAUGAACUUAAAUAUCUUGGUGGAGAUAAACUUAACAAGAUUACAGAGGUCAUCAGCGGUAUCAUUCACCACAAUGUUGACUUGGAGAGUAUUCACUUGAUGCUUCCUUCAGGUAUUGAUUGGGCCACUCUUGCAGAUACACUACUAGUAUCAGGUCAUCAUCGUCUCGUUGAUAUCGUUAUGCACCCCCUUCAUAUCGCAUCAAAUCCUAUGUCGCGGCUUAUGGUUGGAUCAGGGCAUAUCGUGGAUGAUAUCUUAUCAUGGGAAGGAUCCAGCCUGAAAUCCUUAGUGCAAGGAAGCCGAUUGACCUGCUUCGGAUCUACCGCCAUCCCUCGAGACUUAACCCAUCACUUCCAAAAGAUGGAGCCAAGGCCAUCCUUUAAAGUACUGCAUCUGAGGGUCAGCGAAGUGCUUCUUAGUUAUGGACCAUCAAGCUUUGACUGGCACUCUAGGUACAAGAACAUACAAGAUCAUGCUGGGUACUUUUCCAUGAAAUUCAUUAAGUCUAUGAGUGACCUUUUGGGUGAGGAAAAUGAUUUCGAUGAAGAUUUCCAAGUUGAUUUUCGAGAUGACCCCAAUGAGAUUUUCAGCUUCGCAAAAUGGGCCUUUGGCGUUGAUGGCCUGCCAAACCUUCAGGUGAUUGCCGGAGGGGAUUUCGCAUACCAGGGCCGCUACUCGACGGUCAACAUUAUGCUUUGCAGAGCAGAUAAUGCCUAUGGGUAUGAAGUUCUGACUCCAACCAGUGAAGUCUUUCAGGGAUAUCUUCAGGAGAACAUGGAAAUGCUGGGAGCUUGUCCGUGGAGAGAUAUUAUGUAG
Messenger RNA from Penicillium malachiteum, 1689 nucleotides. RefSeq lists its product as uncharacterized. The record is from RefSeq and is a predicted model, not a curated record. Bases 1 to 1689 code for a protein of 562 amino acids. The transcript has 6 exons. Lineage: Eukaryota; Fungi; Ascomycota; Eurotiomycetes; Eurotiales; Aspergillaceae.